This is a messenger RNA of Brassica napus (rape), 3314 nucleotides long. Its product is annotated as two-component response regulator ARR8-like. The record is from RefSeq and is a predicted model, not a curated record. Bases 1861 to 2514 code for a protein of 217 amino acids. Gene Ontology annotation, biological process: cytokinin-activated signaling pathway; phosphorelay signal transduction system. The transcript has 8 exons. Lineage: Eukaryota; Viridiplantae; Streptophyta; Magnoliopsida; Brassicales; Brassicaceae.
AAGGUGAAGAGAUUGAAAAGAUAAGGGAGUCGAUGUCUGAUAGCAGUCCGUAGAGUUCCAUCGUCGAUGAUCUCCUGUUGAUUGCUUGGGCAAUCACUUGAGAAUCUGUUCUGAGACAGAUGUGGGAGUAAUUGAGAGAAGCUGCGUGGAGUAGGGCAUCUCGGAUUGCGAUGGCUUCAGCCAUGCAUGGGGGAGGCGACAUGAUCUUGUGCUGAUGAAGAUCUAGCAAUCUCCAGGCCUGAUUGAUCAGAGAAGAUCCAGGCGAGACCAGCCGAGUUGGAGUCCGAUUUCCAAGCCGCAUCCGUGUUGCAGAAGAUUGUAGCUGUCGGAAUAAUCGGCGGUGGCGUCGGAGGUAACUGUUUGAGGGCAGCAGAGGGGAGAGAUGAUUGGGCUGAUUCCCAUUCUCUCAUGGUGCAGAUCGAUUGUACCACAACGUCAUGUGGAGUAGUGGAUCUGGAAUCAAAGAUGAGUUUGUUCCUCGUGGUCCAGAGAUGCCAAGAGAUCCAAGGGAAGACAUUACUCACGAUCCCAUAUGGAGGUAGGUUCUUCUGAAGGUACGAGCUUUGGAGUGCAGCGGCAAAAGUUGUAGUUUGGGGGAAAUAGUUGUGUGAAGAACAUGGGGCUAGUUCCCAAACUUGUCUCGCGAAGCUACACUGGAAGAACAGAUGCUCCUGCGUCUCCACGGCUCCACAUCGGGAGCAGAGGGUAUUGAGGAGGGUUCCAGAGAUUCUUCUUCCAGUCCCAGUUUAUAAGACGUGGGUUUGUAAGAGCUCGGGGCUUGGAGGUGAUCAAGGCGUUAUACUCCGACUUCGCUGAAUAUACUCUACUCCUAUUGAGUGGCCAGACGUAGGCAUCUUGAGAGGUCAAGAUACUCGGUCGGAGCGACAUGAUAUGCAAUGACGGGGACCUGGAAUCUCAGCUCUGCGUUUGGUUUGAUCCAGGAGUCCAGCCAGAGGCUUGUUGUCUCUCCAUUGCCUAUAGCUUUACCUAGGUGCUGUAUGAGGAGGUCUCGGCCAUGGAGGAUGCCUCUCCAACCGUGUGAGAUGGCUGAUGAAGUUGUGAUCUUCAGAAAGGAUGUCUUGUGACAGUAUUUGCCCAAGAUGAUUUGGGAAAAGAGGCAGGUGGGCGCAGUGAGUAGUCUCCAAGCUAUUUUCGCCAGAAGAGCUUGAUUAAAGGCUUGUAUGUCACGGAAGCCUAGCCCCCCUUCACUCUUAGGCAUCGUAAGCUUGUCCCAGGAGACCCAACAAAUUUUUCUCUCACCAGCCUUCGCGUCCCACCAGAAUCUGUGGAGAGGAAUUGUGUAGACCAUCCAAUGGAGCGUUAGUGCAUGUUCUCUAUAAUAGAUGAAAAUAAGUCUUUUUUUCUUCCUGUCAAAGUGUUCCGGAAGCCCCAGGUAUUUCCCAACUCCUCCCUCUUGUUUCUGCCAGCCCUUUAAAACAACUAUCUGUGGGCGUUAAAACUGCAUGUGGUUAUAUGAUAGUCUUUUAUUUAAACCUCCAACAGAACUUUUUUUUUUAGUUCUCCCUAUAUUAUUUAAAUCUCUCAUCUUCUUAUCUUAUUCCCACAAAAAGUCUUUGGUGGAGAAAACAAAUCCAUUAAAAUCUUCAUAUAGAUUUCUUUUAUUAUUUUAUCCAUUAGUACCAAAGUCCCUCUCUCUUUCUCGUUGUCUUCUUAGCAAUAGAAUUAUACUUUAAUUCCUCAAAACUUAAUUAGUCCGUAACUCAAAGCUAGAUGCAGUUUUAAUUUUAUUUUCCUUUUCGAAUAUAACCCCCUUUUUUACUUCCCCUCCAUUUGCAAGCUCAUAGACAACUCUCACUAUAGAGAAUUAAUCUUAUAAGAAAAGGAACACAAAACAAACCAAUGGGUGUGGUAACAGAGUCACAGUUCCAUGUUUUGGCGGUUGAUGAUAGUUUCUUUGAUCGGAAAAUGAUAGAGAGAUUGCUGCAAAAGUCUUCCUGUCAAGUAACUACAGUUGAUUCAGGCUCUAAAGCUCUCGAGUUUCUUGGUUUGAGAGAAAGCAAUCAGAGUGACGACCCAAAUGCUACCUCUACAUCACCUGAAGUUGAAAUAAAUCUUAUAAUUACAGAUUACUGUAUGCCUGGCAUGACUGGUUAUGAUUUGCUGAAGAGAGUUAAGGAAUCAGCUGCAUUUAGAAGCAUUCCCGUUGUAAUAAUGUCAUCUGAGAACAUUCCUGCUAGAAUCUCCAGAUGUCUGGAAGAAGGAGCUGAGGAGUUUUUCUUGAAACCAGUAAAGUUAGCUGAUCUCACCAAGUUGAAACUUCAUAUGAUGAAAACCAAGUUGAAGAAAGAAAGUGAAAAACCAGCAGAAGAAGUGAAACCGGAGAUAGAAGAAGAAGAAGAAUCGCCAGUGAUUGAAAUCUUGACUCUCCAUCAAGAACUUGAAUCCGAACAACAAGAACCAAUGUUGAUUAAUAAUAAGAGAAAAGCAAUGGAAGAAGUGAUAUCUACUGGUCGAUCACGUCCUAAAUACAAUGAUAUCACAACAUCAGUCUGACUGGGUGUGAUCUGAUAAGUUUUUUCUCAAAACUUUGCCCAAAUGGCUCAAGAGAGAUCUGAUGUGGACAGUGGGUUGGAUCCAAAAAAAAUGGUCCAAAAUAGAUGUGUUAUUAAUAUUACUUGAUUACCUUUAAUGAAACAUGCAAUGUUAGUGAAGAAAUGGCCGACUAAGGUAAAAAGUACAAUAGAAUCCUGAUUUAAUAGUAUAGAUUUAUUGAUCGAACACUGACGUGUCACCUAACACUCUUCUAGCUGGCCAGAAAGAGACGGGGUGAAAGGUAUGGCGAUGUAUUAUUGGUCUGAAGAUCCCCGCAUGUGUCACGUGUGGAAUAUACAUUCAUAUUUCUCUCCUCCCUUCACUCUUCAUCCAAACAGAUCGAACUCGCGAAACUAAAGGUAGAAAUGGCUAUGCCUUUGGAAAUGGCAAUGUAUCUGACGAAGACCGUGUGGUUUGCUCUGAGCGGUUGGAUUUUCACGUGUUUGUGUAUCGCUGACGAAAUUGCUGGUUCUCUUAGAAACCGAGAAUCGUCCCUCUCCAUGUCGGAUGAUUGACUCAAGAUUCAAGAUUCUUCAUGCUUUCCAUGAACUAUCACCAUUUCCUCCUCAGAGAUUUGUUUCUUUUUUUUUAAUGGCGAUGAGUCUAUAAACCCUAUAAUUGAAGGGUUUGUGUUUAUAAAGGAGGGAGAUAUAUAAGGUCAUUGUUUGCUCCAUGUAAAGUGGUGUUUGAUAUAUAUAUAUAUAUAUAAUACUUCUCAAUUUGUCUGUGUUCUGUUGAUUUGAGAGAAUUAUGUUGGUCUU